Antechinus flavipes (yellow-footed antechinus) is the source of this 942-nucleotide messenger RNA. RefSeq names its product olfactory receptor 2AG1-like. Lineage: Eukaryota; Metazoa; Chordata; Mammalia; Dasyuromorphia; Dasyuridae. Gene Ontology annotation, molecular function: olfactory receptor activity; G protein-coupled receptor activity. Gene Ontology annotation, biological process: G protein-coupled receptor signaling pathway. The record is from RefSeq and is a predicted model, not a curated record. The transcript has a single exon. Gene Ontology annotation, cellular component: membrane. Bases 1 to 942 code for a protein of 313 amino acids.
AUGGAACUCUGGAAUAUCACCUCAAUAAAUAGUUUCUUCCUGGUUGGAAUUCUCCAGGAUAGCAAGUUCCCUGAACUUGUCUGUGCUGCUAUCAUAUUCCUGUAUCUGGUGGCCAUAACUAGUAAUGGUCUUCUGCUCCUAUUGAUUACUAUAGACAAUAGACUUCAUAUGCCCAUGUACUUCUUGCUCAGCCAGCUCUCCCUUAUGGAUCUGCUAUUCACAACAGUUGUUGCCCCCAAGACAUUGGUAGACUACCUACGUGGACAAAACACUAUCUCUUUUAUAGGCUGUGGGCUUCAGAUGUUUCUGGCCCUGACACUUGGGGGUGCAGAAGACAUUCUAUUGGCUUUCAUGGCAUAUGACCGCUAUGUAGCCAUUCAUCACCCAUUGAACUAUAUGGUUUUAAUGAGACCAAAAAUUUGUUGGUCCAUGGUGGCUAUAUCUUGGCUCUUGGCAUCUCUAAGUGCUCUUGGGUAUACUAUUUAUACUAUGAAUUUCCCUUUCUGUAGAAAUCAAGAGAUUCACCACCUUCUCUGUGAAAUCCUUCCACUACUAAAGCUUGCAUGUGCUGACACUUCGCAGUAUGAGUUUAUGGUAUACACAAUGGGUGUGACCUUCCUUCUUAUCCCUCUCUCUGCUAUCCUUGCCUCCUAUAUCUUAGUAUUGAAUUCUGUGUUUCACAUGCCCUCAGCACAGGGGAGACAGAAAGCUCUCUUUACCUGUUCAUCCCACCUGACAGUGGUUGGGAUGUACUAUGGAGCUGCCAUGUUCAUGUAUGUCCUGCCCAGUACCUACCAUAAUCCUUGGCAGGACAAUAUCCUUUCUGUGUUCUAUACUAUUGUAACUCCAGCCCUGAAUCCUCUAAUCUACAGCUUGAGGAAUAAGGAUGUGCUAGGGGCCCUGAAGAAAGUUAUAGGGAAAGAAUCCUCAGAGCCAAAAUAG